UUUAAAACGUACAUUUUAUCUUUUAGUAACAUUUCAAGUGCAUGAUGAAUUUAAUUUUCUUUCAGUUGUUCGUUCACGGAAACUUACUCGUUUGAAAUUAGUAAGACAUAGUUAUUUGACAAUUUUAACAGAACUAUAUUCAUCUGUUAACACGUGUAGAUGUGUUGAAAGAAUGACAAGGUCUACCAAAAAUCUACUUUCAAUUGAAGAUUUGCUAAUCCUUCCGGGCCGGGGCAUUUGAUAUCAACCCAGGUUUUUGGUGGUGUUCUUGUUGGGCCUGUGAACUGAAACUUCACGGGUUUGAAAACAUGUCAAGAAGCCUGGUCACGGGAUAUUGAUGCCUGUAUAAAAUAGCAUGUACUGCGGAUGAGUUUUAAAGAUAAGAAUCCAUCCUGCAAUUCCAGAUCCAGAUUGACAUUGAGCUAGCCAAUCGGAUUGAAAAAGCCUAGUUAUGAAGUUCUAUACCAUGGAAUCGAAAGUUGUCACUGCAAAGGAACGAUUGGGUGCUACUCUCAAAAGAUAUGGUGCAAUACAGAUACUUCUUGGCUUAGGCUGUUUAAUCAUGGCAUUCGUUUCAAUAGGAAUCGACAAGAAAUUUUGUGACAAUUUAGGGAAGAAAGAAGUUGUUAUUACAAAUGCCACUAUACCUACAUUUACGUUUGAUAAGAAAACCAUUAUGCUCGGACUAGAUGGAGGAUCCGUGGUGUCUGCUAUUUGGAUUGUUGUCACAGGAAUUGUCCCAGCUUAUAUGGCAAGAAAUGCAGACUACAGCUUGAUAAGAACUAAAGUGGUAUUCAUGGUUUUUAGCAUUAUGGCGACAUCAUUGUUCGUACCCAUUAUUAUUGGUGCAGCAACAACUAACUAUAUACUGCGUGAUAGCAACAGGGAAUUGCUUGUCAUAACUGGCUUUAUAUGCCUCCUAGAAUUCCUUGUAUCUGUUGCUGCGUCACUUUAUUGCUGUGCAUCACCAUGGGCUCCAUGCAAACUAGCGAAGAAAGACAAAGAAGCCAGAAGUGAGCAACUCGUUGACAACGAGAAGCAAAUGACAAAACUUGAACUUCCAGAAUAUCAACCAUAA
This is a messenger RNA of Mytilus trossulus (common blue mussel), 1078 nucleotides long. RefSeq lists its product as uncharacterized. The transcript is spliced from 8 exons. Bases 452 to 1078 code for a protein of 208 amino acids. The record is from RefSeq and is a predicted model, not a curated record. NCBI's taxonomy places the organism in Eukaryota, Metazoa, Mollusca, Bivalvia, Mytilida, Mytilidae.